Messenger RNA from Aspergillus wentii DTO 134E9, 1572 nucleotides. Its product is annotated as Zn(II)2Cys6 transcription factor. The transcript has a single exon. Gene Ontology annotation, cellular component: nucleus. The record is from RefSeq and is a predicted model, not a curated record. Lineage: Eukaryota; Fungi; Ascomycota; Eurotiomycetes; Eurotiales; Aspergillaceae. The coding region runs from base 1 to 1572 and encodes 523 amino acids. Gene Ontology annotation, molecular function: zinc ion binding; transcription cis-regulatory region binding; DNA-binding transcription factor activity, RNA polymerase II-specific. Gene Ontology annotation, biological process: positive regulation of transcription by RNA polymerase II.
AUGGCCAAAACACGCACCCGCAGCGGCUGCGCCCAAUGCCGCAAAAGCAAGGUGAAAUGCGACGAGAAGAAACCCAUCUGCACGCGCUGCCACAAAAAAGGCUUCCCGUGCACCCCGGAAGAAAUCACCCUGAAGUGGGAGUCGGACUAUCACAGCCGGGGGCUGGCGUUUGGGCGGACGGGCGUGUGGAAGAGGAGCUCGAGCUCAUCAGAUAGACAGAUUCCGGCCCAAUGCGAUGAGCAGCAGUGGGCUGUGACUCGGGCGGUGCGGCCGUGGAGUUUUCUGAAUUGGGAUGCUGGGGCGUUGGAGCAGCUAUACAGCAGUGGACGAUGUGCGGUGCCGGUGAGGGUCAGAGAUGCAAUGGAGAUUGGAUGGAGUCAGCCGUUGCCGUUGACGGAUUCGCCGUCGAUGUUUCCAGAAUUGAGAGAUCCUGUCUUGCUGGAGUACUACGUUCAUCAUGUCUGCCCGCGCACGACAUCCAGUGCGAAGACAGCGUCGCCAUUCGCGUCGGUCAUUCUGCCCUUCUGCCUCAAUGGCUCUGCGACUGUCUUGAAAGCAAUCCAGGCGUUGGGCGCGUGUUCCUGGUCUCAGUCCAACCCAGCUCACAUUGGGACUGCAAUGCGUCUGAAAUCACAAGUCCUGCAGGAUCUGCGCCACAAGAUCGCCCACAACCCCUCCUUUAUCGUCUCCAAAGACCCAGAAGUCCUCGUGCUCAUGAUGAUGCUAUCACUGUACGACAUUGUCGAUCGAUGCGACAAGGGCUGGGUCGUCCACAGCCAGGGCGCAAAGGAAAUCAUGCGACUGCGCAAACACCAUCUCCCGUCCUCUGCAUCUGAUGAUGUCACGGCCUUUGCUGAGCUCUUCUUCGCCUUCCAGGACGUCAUGGGCCGGACGGCCUGCGCGAAAGCAGACCUCUUUGGUCCAGCGUAUUGGGACGAGGAUGAUUGCGCCGUUCAUCCGUGGAUGGGAUGUAGCCCCGCCCUCGUGUCGAUUCUCUUCUCCAUCCUAGAUCUAAGCCGUACAAGACGACAGGCCAUCACAGCCCCAGAACAGGCUGCAUUCUCUAUCAAAGCCUCCGCCAUCAACUGCCGGUUAAUCGAUCUGAACCAAGUCGUGCACGACCCGGCCGAUGAGUCCCUCCACGCAGCGGCUCAGCUCAAACGCCUCGCCUGUACUUUAUAUCUGCACUGCUCGCUCUACAACGCAGACCCAUCCACUCCCGCGGUGAUAUCCCGCGUGCACCAGAUCCUUGACACGUUGUCUUCCCUCCUCGCGCGGAAGAUGGUCGUGAAUGCAAUGUGGGCGAUAUUUGUCGCGGCGGUCGAACUCAACCCGGCUGAUGAUACCCUCUGGCCGGAUCCAACAGGGCAGUCUGUCUGUGGGCGGGCGUUGAUCCUGCACGCCCUAUCUAGCCUCGGCGCAUCGAGUGUAUCAAGUGUUGCUCGAACGCGAUCUAUCAUUGAAAAAGUAUGGCAGGCUAGAGAUUUUGGCAGUUUUCAAGAGUCUGCUGAUGGGUGUAAUGACUGGGAGUGGCAUGUUGUCCCAUUAAGCGAUGCAUUGAGUUUGGUGUAG